CCUCCUCGUGGCUAAUAGUGGAAAAGGAUGUGUGGGAUGGACGUAAUAACAAGUACUCAUGAAACAUUGAAUAACUAACCGUGUUUAAAUUAUGUGCUAUUCCUGUUUUCUCUAAAAACUAGCCAUGCCUAAAAAUACGCUAUGUGACUUGGAUGAUUUCCGCAACCAGUACAAGAACAUACACGGGUAUCUGAGCCUAACAGUGUGUAUAUUUGGUUCCAUAACGAACAUCCUCAACAUUUGCGUACUUAGGACUAAACAAAUGCGGUCGCCUACCAAUUUCAUUCUGAUAGGAUUAGCAGUGGCGGAUCUACUAGUAAUGAUACUGUACAUCCCAUUUACUGUGCAUCGGAAUAUAGACCCAAGAAGGAGGCUCGUGCAACAUUUUUCUUACCCCUGGGCCUGCUUUCAUAAGUUCCACGCCUUCAGCACCAUAGUGUUGCACUCAAUCGCAUGCUUCCUGACUAUAGUCUUGGCGAUUUGGAGGUAUAUUUUUGUAUCUAAAGUGAGCUCGCAUGGGGUUUGCUCGAAUUUAAAGUACACGGUGAUAGUAAUAGUACUUACUUACGUAAUUUCUCCUCUGAUUUGCUUGCCUUUGUUGUCAACCUUCGAGAUAAUCUCGUACAACCACACUUGUAAGCUUAACGGUGAAUGGGUUCUAGAAAAGGACAUUCGUUUGUACGACAACAAAAGCCUAACUAAGAGAACGAUGUAUAUAACGAAUUUAAAUGACCCACAAAACCUAAGUAUCUGGCUGUAUGGUGUUUGUUUGAGAUUUGUGCCUUGUAUUCUACUUACGAUUCUUACAUAUAAGAUUAUUACGGCCUUAUUGGAGACUAGGAGAAGGAGAAUGAAACUGCUCGCCUCGAGUAAUCCGUUGGAGGAGAUGGGUGGGAAGAACAAACAGAACACUAUCCAGUUGUACAAGGAAAACCAAGCGGAUAGGACCACGAGGAUGCUUUUAGCAGUCCUCCUGCUUUUUUUGAUCACGGAAAUACCCCAGGUGGUGAUUGGAUUUGGACAAAUAGGAGCGUUGUUUGGGGAAAUGUUCCUCGCGGAGUGUUACAAAAAUUUAGGUGAUGUCAUGGACAUGAUGGCCCUCACCAAUUCGGCUAUAAACUUCAUCCUCUACUGCACGAUGUCCAGACAGUUUCGCGUGACCUUUAAGGAGAUUUUCAAAGUGAAAGCUGUUGUUAAGUGGUGUCACAAGCAUCCCCAUACGCCAGAAGAACAAGGAGUGGCAGAGACGAAAAUGUCGUUAGUUUAGUUAACGUUUUGAUUUCUGGUUGCAUCGAUUGAUAAACAGAAAUAUUUGUGAUAAUACUUUAAGAAAUGAAGAAAAACUUUGAGUAAACAAGAGUUUUAAGAAGUUUUUAAAAUCUACGUAUAAAUAAAUACUGUGCAUAUUUUUCUAUUACCCUCUUCCACUACUUUUUUAAUGCGUAUUUCUACAACUAUUGAACAUUUACCAGAAGUCAGCUUCACCACUACCAAAUAAUGCCUGUAAAUAAUAUUACAAUUAAUAACACAAUAUAACACACAAACAUAUUUAUUAAUUAAGAGUUAUACGUAAGUACACAUAAUUGUUUAUUGGCUUCAAUUUAAUAUUUUAUGCAAAUUUUUUAAAAUUUUUCUAAUUAAUUUGUUAAAACCACGAAUUAGAAGCUGUUUUACAAAGUUUCUUUCAAAACAGAAACUAUAUCAGUUUAAAACAAAAAAAAUAGCAUUAAAAGUUGAAUUUGAUAAACAGUUAACCAUACAAAUAAUCUCGAGUGCUAGUUCUCUUAUAUUUAUUUUAUUAUCUAGAAUAUAACAUUAUCUUCUUUCAUUUAUUUAUAUUUCUGCCUGUUGAAUGAAUGUUGAAAUAAAAUUAUGUUUUAGUUUCUGUGAUCGUCCUGUUUCUGUACAAAUGUGUAUUUAAUCAAUAUCAAUUGUGUUUACUGAUACACUGACAACUCUUAGGAUUAUCAAAUUUGUCAAUUAUUCUUUUCGGAACUUUUGUACCCUUCAAUUUAUAAAGGUAUAAGAAUAAAUUUUAAUAAAAUCAAGGUUUUAUUGUAGAGUGAAAAUAAAAAUAAAAUCAGUGAGGAAAUAGUUCUUAUUCAAUGGUAAAACGCUAAUUUGCUAUUUAAUUAAUAAUUUUUACGAUCCCUACGCAUUCUGUCGAACAGCUGGAAUAACAUUAGCCUGCCAAAUUUUGUAUUUCUCUAAGGCAACUGCUGGGAAAUUCACCUAAAUUAUGUCUGACGCCGUAUGCUACACACCAGAAUUAUUAAAUUUUGUGAAAUAUUGCUUUCCAUAAACAUUAAUUAUUAUUAAGUAAAACCAAAUUGAGGUUAUUAUUAACCUGUGGUACAUUACUGUUGACAUCAUAAUAUUCUGCACCAAAUUUUGUACUUGUAGUGCUAGGUAUUGUAGUAAUGUAGAUAUAGUUCUUUGUACUGACUGUGUUAAAUAUAUUUUUUAUUAUAAAAUAAACGUAAAAUUAA
This is a messenger RNA of Anoplophora glabripennis (Asian longhorned beetle), 2489 nucleotides long. RefSeq names its product sex peptide receptor-like. Gene Ontology annotation, molecular function: G protein-coupled peptide receptor activity. Gene Ontology annotation, cellular component: membrane. Lineage: Eukaryota; Metazoa; Arthropoda; Insecta; Coleoptera; Cerambycidae. Bases 125 to 1267 code for a protein of 380 amino acids. The record is from RefSeq and is a predicted model, not a curated record. The transcript has 2 exons. Gene Ontology annotation, biological process: G protein-coupled receptor signaling pathway.